Messenger RNA from Lactuca virosa, 528 nucleotides. Lineage: Eukaryota; Viridiplantae; Streptophyta; Magnoliopsida; Asterales; Asteraceae. The record is from the annotation of a GenBank genome assembly.
AUGUCAAAAGCACCAAUUCUGUGUAGAAUAUUAGCCAUUACAUCAUAUGGGACCUCCACCCAAUUCCUCUCUUCUGUUUCUUGUCCUUUUGAUUUUGAUGUCAUUGUAUUUGUAGCCCCACUCCGGCGACCUAGUUAUUGGUUAUUCAAGCAUGGAGUAUCGAUUUCUCUGUGGAUUUUGCUUUUGCGAUUAAAAGAACAUACAACGUUUAAGGCAUCGACGACUCAGGAGUGUAAGUUGUUGAUAUUUGCUUUAGAUGUUGAUUGCGUUCUGCUCUACGGGUUGCUUAUCAGCUCUACUCAAGGUGAAGUAGGAAGAAAAGUUCUGGCAGAUAUUAGCAAUUCUCAGGGUAAUCUUCAAAAGAAUGAAGCUUUUAAUGGCUCCAAAUCUGGAAAAGUUAAAAUGGAAAAAGUAGCAUAUUCUCAACGGGCUUCAAUUGCUACAAAAUCAAGGGAUGCGAGUUCUUUAUCAGGGAGCAGUGUUGGAAGCCAGAGUGAAGCUGUUGAAAGUCGUGUUACACAGGGGUAG